Messenger RNA from Melanaphis sacchari, 1540 nucleotides. RefSeq names its product cytadherence high molecular weight protein 3-like. The coding region runs from base 66 to 1223 and encodes 385 amino acids. The record is from RefSeq and is a predicted model, not a curated record. Lineage: Eukaryota; Metazoa; Arthropoda; Insecta; Hemiptera; Aphididae. The transcript has 2 exons.
UCCUAUCAUUCAUUCGAUUCGUCUAUCUUCAAGCUAGUGCAUCAAGGUUCAGACAAGACAAAGCUAUGAAGUCAUUUUCAGUGUUGUGUUACGCGGUGUGCGCGGUGACCGUUAUCGGUUCGACGAGGUGCGAACCGGCAGAAGACGGCGCUCCGACCGACAAGGCACCGCAGGCCGACAGAAGGAGCUUCGGCGAGUACCACGGACUGUACGCGCCCGCUUACCACACCCACUACGGCGCGGCCGGCUACCACGGCCACUACGCCCCCGCAUCCACCCACUACAGCGCUUACGGAUACGCGGCCCCGGCGCACUACCACGGCCACGGAUACGCGGCCCCGGCACACUACCACGGCCACGGAUACGCUCCAGCACACUACCACGGUCACUACUACAACCAUCACGAGACCACCGUUCACGGAUUCAAACAUCAGCCUGUCGUCUACCAGUCGGUGGUGCACACGUACCCCACGGCCACCGCGGUCGUGCAUAAACCCGUACCGGUGCCAGUCGCACAUCCCGUCCCGGUACCCGUCGUCCGUCCGGUACCCGUCGAGGUCCCUCGGCCGUACCCCGUGCCCGUCAACCGACCGUACCCGGUGGCCGUCAUCAAACCCGUCGCCGUGCCCGUGGCCCAGCCGUACCCGGUGACGGUGUACAAACCGUACCCGGUCCCCGUGUACCGGCCGACUCCGGUGGUAACCGUGGCCAGACCGGCCGCCACCGCCGUACAUUACGCCACCAGACUUCCGGCGGUUCGCGUACCGCUCGUCAGAUAUCCGGCACCGUCGUACGCGCAACACUCGCACGCUUACGCUCCACACUUUCGCGGGGCCGUGGCUUACCAGGGACAUUCGUCGUACCAAGGACCGACUGCUUACCAAGGACCGUCGUUGUACCAGGGACCGUCGUCGUACCAGGGGGCUUACCCGGCAGAGGCACCGUCGUCAUAUCUGCAGCAACUGGCGGCUCUUAGGACGGCCGGCAGCAACUACGAAGUAAACGAAGCGGCGGCACAGCAGCAGAAUCUCCAAGACGAAUAUUCGUUCCUACAAGAACAACGGGACGCGGGCGCCACCGAUGUUCAUCACCACGACGACGACGCCCAUCAUCAUCACCUGCACGACCACGGGGUGAUCGACCAGGACAGCGGUUACCCGCCGUUGACGGCCGAUACCAGUCUGGGAGUGCCGAGCACCGACUACGCGGGCAAGAAGAAAUGAAACACGGUAUACUACGAAGAGUGACGUUCGAGAAGACUGCAACAGUUCCGCGUGUCAGCAGUCAACUCGAAACCCACGAAUUUUUAUCGAAAACGAUUUCUUUGAAAUCAUUCCCUUGGACGUCGGUCCCGAGAAACGACUGUACAUAAUUUGUUUAUUGUUAUGUUAUUAUUAUUAAAUAUUUUAUUAUAAUUUGUAUGCCAUCGGGUCACUUGACCCGACUAUUGUCUGUAUUAGAUACAUUCUGUUAAGACAUUUUUUAUUUUAUUUUAUUUUUUUUUUGUUAAAAUAAAUCUUAAAUGUCAUUUUUGUUUAAA